Messenger RNA from Oncorhynchus nerka (sockeye salmon), 3921 nucleotides. RefSeq names its product F-box only protein 8-like. Gene Ontology annotation, molecular function: protein binding; guanyl-nucleotide exchange factor activity. The coding region runs from base 323 to 1342 and encodes 339 amino acids. NCBI's taxonomy places the organism in Eukaryota, Metazoa, Chordata, Actinopteri, Salmoniformes, Salmonidae. Gene Ontology annotation, biological process: regulation of ARF protein signal transduction. The record is from RefSeq and is a predicted model, not a curated record. The transcript has 6 exons.
GUUACAGCCACGUCAUUUCCACCAAUAACAAGCGAAACGUCAAACCAGACAACUGUGCGUGUGAAAAGAGGAGGGAGAAAGGAGGAGUUGAGGAAGCCCUAUAUUGAGUGAUAGGGGCAGAUUAGGCCUUAUGUCACUUUGUGAGCAGUUUUUCUCUACAACAGCGACGAUAGUGGGUCUUUUUGGCCAGCAUUCAGCGGAGAUGGGAACAUCUGGUUACCGGUAGAAGACCCAAAACUAUUCCCACCGAAGUUGUUUACGUUCUGGACUGUGUAUACGUCGCGGCGGCGGUACAAUCUUCCAUACAAUUCAGAUCCUGCAGAUGGGUCAGGGCCUGUGGAGGGAGGCCAGGAACCAGCAGCUGCAGCAGGAGUACGGAGAGCACUGGGAUGCUGGACCUGGCCUUGACGGAGAUCCCCAGGAUUUGGGGAUGGAGAUGGGGGUUAACCCAGGCCAGGCUCCUCCCUCCCCCGGGGUGCGCGACCUGCCACCUCACCCCCACCCGCGGCGCCACCCCCAGCACUGCCAAGGGGCAGACAUCUACCAGCUGCUACGUGCCCGCCGGGGGAAGGAGCAGCAGGGUUUUAUAGACCUGGAGAUGCUUCCUCCAGAGCUCAGCAUCACCAUCCUGUCCUACCUGAACGCUACAGACCUCUGUCUGGCAUCCUGCGUGUGGCAGGACCUGGGCCACGAUGAGUACCUCUGGCAGGGUUUGUGUAAGUCCACAUGGGGUCACUGUUCCAUCUACAAUAGAAGGCUUCCCUAUGGCUUCUCAUAUAGAAGACUCUACAUGAUGCUAGAUGAAGGCAGUCUGACGUUCAACGCUAACCAUCAGGAGGGUAUCAGUUACUUCAUGUCCAAAGGCAUACUGGUGGACCACCCCAAGGAGCAGGCCAAGUUCAUCUUCUGCACUCGCACGCUCAACUGGAAGAUGCUGAGGGUAUACCUAGAUGAGAGGAGAGAUGUGUUGGACGAGCUGGUCACGCUGCACAACUUCAGUAACCAGUUCCUGCCUAACGCACUGAGGGACUUCUUCAGGCACAUCCACGCCCCAGAGGAGAGGGGCGAAUAUCUGGAGACACUCAUCACCAAGUUCUCCCACCGCUUCUGUGCCUGCAACCCUGUCCUGGUCCGGGAUGUGGGUCUCAGCCCAGAUGCGGUGUAUGUGCUCUGCUACUCGCUCAUCCUGCUGUCUAUAGACUUGACCAGCCCGCACGUCAAGAACAAGAUGUCCAAACGCGAGUUCAUCCGUAACACGCGCCACGCUGCCCAGAACAUCAGCGAGGACUUUGUCGGCCAUCUUUACGACAACAUCUAUCUCAUCGGCCACGUGGCGGCCUAACCGGGAAGUGCCGAGGAGUGGAAGUCGGUGAAUACAUGAACCAGUGAUUGCACUGAUAUAGGAUACUACUUUGGACAAUAGUUGUUGCUGGUCAUUCUUAAUAUAGGGUCCUGUACUGCUAGCAAUGAUGCUUGUUUCCAUACUGGGUGGGAGGCGAUCUCUUCUCUGGCUGUAGAGCCAAUGGAGACCAAGUAGCGUAGCGAUUUGGCCCGCCCACAUGAAGUGACAUCUUAAGGUGUGAGAUAUAGCCUCAGACAGGCUAGACGUAUAUUCAGCACACAAGUAGCAUACGACAAUAUAACCAACUACUUCCAGCUUAACCACGCAGAAGUGUAGCUCCAGUAUGUUAACGAAGUCGAGAAGAAGUUAAACAUAUGCUAUGAACAAGGACUGAAUAUUAUUACAGCAACAAUUAGCAGUUGUGGUUCACAUUAUACUCCGUUUUUGUUUUGUGAAUUACUCUUGAGUUUUGAGUUUAAUAUUCUGGCUUUCUUUUUUAAAUUAAUGUUUUUGUUGGAAUGUUUUUUACAAUUAGAGGAACUUAAAAUAAUGACUAAUGGGCUGGUAGAAACUCUACUGCAUUUUUGUCCUUAACUUUGUAAACUGGAUUAAAUUGAAUCGAAUGAAUGAAUUUCUAAGAGGCACAACAAUAAUUAAUCCAACCACAUUUACAACAUGGAAUCCUUUUAUUUUUAUCAGAGAACUUCAAAGGACUAUUUGCGUCCAUUCCAAAGUAUUUUAUGAGUUGUAAAGUAAUGGCCAUGGGUCAUACUCUGAAUUGAUGUGUGUGGAUGAGUAGAAUGUCCAUGGGAAUCUCAGAGCAUCCAAUUUUGAGUUUGUAAUGUGAACUCUCAUCUGCAUGCAUCUCGGCUGGGUCGUAUUAAUUAGUGUGCAAAAUUGAAAACGUUUUUCGCCUACGGAAAACGAAAAUAAAUGUUUCUUAUUGGACAAGUCCAAUUUUGUUCCUCAAUGUUGCAAUCCAUUUUUAUUCUAUUUGGUGCCUAAUGAACACACCACUGGUAAUACAGCUCUUGAUUGUUGAUGGAAAAAUAGGUGUCAAAGUUGAGGACAAUUGUUCAGUGAAUUUUUACCUCGGCCCAAGCUGGGAUAGGUAAUGUUGGUAAAUGAAGGUAUCUAUGUUACUUUAUCCUUUUGUGUUGACAAGCAUUCUACCCCUUCAAAACAGGCUGAAUCCCAAAUGACAUCCUAUUCCCUAUGUGUUGCACUACAGUUGAACAGGACCCAUAGGGCUUGUGUCAUAAGCAGUGCACUAUAUAGGGAAUAGGGUGGCAUUUGGGACACAUGCCGGCACUGACUCUAGCACCGAUGCCUGCGUUUACACAGGCAGCCCAAUUCUGAUUAUUUUUUUCCACCCAUUGACCUUUUGACCAAUCAAAUCUGAUCUUUUCACGUCCAGAUCUGAUUGGUCAAAAGACCAAUUAGUGAAGAAAAAGAUCAGAAUUGGGCUGCCUGUGUAAACAGCAUAAGUGACACCACAGAUAUGAACGUUAAUCUUUCCCACCAUCCUUUGCGGACAACAUUUAUCUUGUGAUUUGUUUUAUGUGUGUGACUCUGGUCUGAUGCCCCUUAUCAUGUUUAAAUCUUCCUAUUAUUCUCUAAUCUAUUCUAUGACUGCAACGUCACUCUUUGUCUCCCAACCUCUUCCCAGUGACUCGAAGGGCUUGAUUCUAUUUGCUACAAAUACCCAGAAAUAUGUAAUAUAGAUCAGACAUACCUCUGAUAUGUAGAAUAAGGAAUCAAGUCCGCUCUAUUCGUGACAUUUCUUUAUGCAGUGUUCAGUAUUGCACGUGACCCAGGACUACCAGAUUGUUUCUUUUAAUGAUUACUAACUAGUGAGCACUUUAACCAGGGGGUGUUUUCUCUCCACACUGCUGUCUUCUGAUUCAUAUAUAUAUAUAUAUAUAUAUAUCACACUAUUUAGUUUUCACAUAUCUGAAGGACUGUUUGUUUUCUAUCUGUUGUCUUAGCCAUGCAGUCUUUAUUAUUAGUUCUAGUGCCAAUAAACAAAAUGUUGAAAAUUACGACCACACUGACAUGUGAACCUGAGCAGAAUAACAACUGUGGUAAAUGUUUGCAUACAAUUGAUUAAACCCCAGAUUUGAUUUGCACAUGUAUAUAUUUAAGUGUAGAGAUUUAUAUAAGACACAUUUUAUUUUGACGUAUUUUAACAGAUUUCUUUCCUCAUAAGUAGACCUGUUUUUGCACUGACAUUUUGUAUGAGCACUGGACUGCAUGCAGAGAACUGAGUCUUUGCACAGUUCAUGUUCUCCACUACCAUGAUCAAUGAUCAAGUGAUUUGAGAUUAUUAUUGUAAUAUUUAUGAAGUGUUAAUUACACUUAGUUUAACAGCAGCAAAUGACAGUACAGACUUUUAUUUUCUUCAAUUCCAUGUACAUUUUAGUUUCCUGUGUGGAUUUAUGGAUUGAGAUUUUUAUAGACAAUUCCCUUUUCAACAGCCUAACAAAACCAUUUACAUCUGAGAUGGGUUGCUGAAUGACAACACUGGAAAUAAAACCUGUCUAGAUUGUAUACAAAUUAAACUCUGAGAAAAUAUUCCA